This is a messenger RNA of Fusarium verticillioides 7600, 870 nucleotides long. RefSeq lists its product as hypothetical. The record is from RefSeq and is a predicted model, not a curated record. The coding region runs from base 1 to 870 and encodes 289 amino acids. The transcript has a single exon. Lineage: Eukaryota; Fungi; Ascomycota; Sordariomycetes; Hypocreales; Nectriaceae.
AUGCUGUACACUAAGAAGUUAGACGACUCAUCGGAAGAACCAUCGGACCACUCUUGGUUCAAGUGCCCAGAGCUCUUCGUCCCUCAGUGGGUGAUGGGAUACGCCAUAGAGACCCAAUGCGUAUCGCGCUGGUCUUGGAUACAGCAUGAACAACUCGAAACAUGGCAGCACGGAAAGGACUCGAGCUUCCAGAUCCUUUCUAUCGACGUCGCAGACGUUGUAGUGCACGAUAAUAAAGUGCAUAGCUUCCAGAUUGGCAUCUCUAUCCUUGAUACUGACCGUCUUGGAGAUGCGUUGGCCAAGCCUCCCAAACCUAAUGUCAACCUAGCAGCCAGCGUCGUGCAGUCUCAUCAUUGGGUAGUUGGGGAUGAAGAAUACUCUCCCGAGUUUGAGGAUAUGUUCCGGUUCGGAAGAAUGAAGUACGUUCCGAUGGAUGCCUUCGAGAAGGAGAUCACCGAUAUCGUCAAGAACAACAGUUUCUACCUCAUCACCCAUGGGCGAGACGAAAGUCUCUCGUUCUUGAGAAGCUGCGGCGUGCAUCUCGAAGCCAUCGGGAAUAUCGACACUUCCCAGGCUGUGCAGGAAGUCUUCCAUGUCCCGACUGGUAAAGUGGGAAGCAAGGGCGAUUUGAUUCAGGAAAUAGGAGUCGCGUGCCAAGACCCUUACUUAGCUGGAAAUUCGGCACACUUCACUCUCCGUAUCCUUCUCAUGCUUAUCCAUGCAGACGUGGACCGACAUCCUCAUCGAGGUGGCGUCCCGAUGGAUCGGUGGUCGCUGCUUUUGCAGAGGAUUGUGAACUCAUCGCCAAAGAAGCGGAAGUUAAGACCGAGGAGGUCAUGUCCCCAUAGAGACUUCAGAACAGAGUUAUAA